Messenger RNA from Mangifera indica (mango), 2526 nucleotides. RefSeq names its product probable inactive receptor kinase At5g16590. The transcript has 2 exons. Gene Ontology annotation, biological process: protein phosphorylation. The record is from RefSeq and is a predicted model, not a curated record. Gene Ontology annotation, molecular function: protein binding; protein kinase activity; ATP binding. Bases 247 to 2214 code for a protein of 655 amino acids. NCBI's taxonomy places the organism in Eukaryota, Viridiplantae, Streptophyta, Magnoliopsida, Sapindales, Anacardiaceae.
CUGAGAGCCGUAACCACUGUACGAAAUCUAGCUCAACAACUGAACAAACUGAACCUUCCCUUCUUAUUACAACCUUAAGCACAAGUCACACGCCCUCUCUCUGUUGUCUUCUGUUUGCUUCACUUCCUCAACCCACAUGAAAUUUCGAUCCUUUUCUCUUUCUGUUUCAUCGUCACCUCCUUUCUUUGUCACUUCGAUAUAACAAUUUCCAUUUAUCCUUUCAGGUUUCAUUUAAAGAGGAAUACAAUGAAACCUGACGAGCAAUGGCUGUUUGUAGUGUUUAGUGUAAUCUCUUUGGCUUUCUUGUCAACUGUGGACUCAGAUCUCGCCUCCGACAGGGCGGCUUUAGUGGCUCUACGGUCAGCCGUCCGCGGCCGCACGCUUUUAUGGAACCUUUCUGACUCUCCUUGCACAUGGGUUGGAGUGUCUUGUGUUCAAGACCGAGUCACCGUGUUGCGUCUUCCCGGUAUGGGUUUAUUGGGGCAGCUUCCCGUCGCCAUUGGGAACCUUUCUCAACUUCAGACUUUGUCUCUUCGUUACAACGCCUUGCGCGGGUCAAUCCCCUCUGAUUUUGCUCAGCUUUCGAUUCUUCACAACUUGUAUUUACAGGGGAACCAGUUUUCCGGCGAAAUUCCUGAGUUCUUGUUCACUUUACAGAACUUGGUUCGGUUGAAUUUGGCGGAUAAUAACUUCACCGGUACGAUCUCUCCUAAAUUUGAUAACUUGACAAGAUUAGACACUCUUUAUUUGGAGGAUAAUAGCUUAACCGGGUCUAUACCGGAACUGGAUUUGCCUGCUCUUGUACGAUUCAAUGUUUCGAAUAAUAAAUUGAAUGGAUCGAUCCCAAAACGAUUAGCUACAAUGAAUAUAAGUGCGUUUCAGGGAAAUACACUUUGUGGGGCACCGUUAGCGCCUUGUAAUGGUACUAAGAGUGAUAAUGGUACUAAGAGUGAUAAUGGAUUGUCUGGUGGGGCGAUCGCAGGAAUUGUUAUUGGAUCGGUGAUUGGAUUUUUGAUAGUUUUAGCUUUAUUGUUAUGUUUUUGUAGAGGAAGGAAGAGUGCUAAUAAGGCAAUAAGUUCAAAAGAUGCAGCUCCGGCAAGUUCAACUGUGAUUCAAACUGAAACUGAAAUUCCCCGAGAAAAGACAUCAGUGAGUACUGAGAAUACGAGUACUGAUUUUUCUGGAGCAGUGAAAGCUGAGGCGAAGAGUAGUGGGCAUAAGAAUUUGGUGUUCUUUGGGAGGGGAGCGAAGGUGUUUGAUUUGGAGGAUUUGUUGAGGGCAUCAGCUGAGGUGUUGGGGAAAGGCACAUUUGGGACAGCUUAUAAGGCCACUUUGGAAAUGGGGCUGGUGGUUGCUGUGAAGAGAUUGAGGGAUGUAACCGUGACAGAGAAGGAAUUUCGGGAGAAGAUGGAGGUUGUGGGAGCAAUGGAUCAUGAGAAUUUGGUCCCGUUGAAAGCAUAUUAUUUUAGUAGGGAUGAAAAGCUACUUGUGUAUGAUUACAUGCCUAUGGGAAGCUUAUCUGCACUUUUACAUGGAAACAGAGGUGGUGGUAGGACUCCAUUGACCUGGGAAAGCAGGUCCAACAUUGCCCUUGGAGCUGCUCGAGCUAUUUCAUACAUCCAUACUCAUGGUCCAGCAAUCUCCCAUGGUAACAUCAAGUCAUCAAAUAUCCUCUUAUCUAAAUCCUACGAAUCCCGUGUCUCUGACUUUGGCCUUGCACAUCUUGCGAGCCCCUCCUCCACUCCCAACCGAAUUGAUGGCUAUCGUGCCCCCGAGGUAACUGACUCUCGCAAGGUAUCCCAAAAAGCAGAUGUCUACAGCUUUGGUGUAUUAUUACUGGAAUUGCUCACAGGGAAGGCACCUACCCAAGCCCUCUUGAAUGAGGAAGGAGUCGAACUCCCGAGAUGGGUUCAAUCCAUUGUUAAAGAGGAGUGGACUUCUGAGGUGUUUGACCUCGAGCUUCUCAGGUACCAGAAUGUUGAGGACGAUAUGGUUCAGCUUUUACAGCUUGCCAUUAAUUGUACUGUUCAGUAUCCAGAUAAACGUCCUUCAAUGGCUGAGGUGACAAGCCAAAUUGAGGAGAUAUACCGUUCAGGCAUACACCCCGAGCCAGACACACAACAUGGUCUAAUAUAUGAUUUGGAUGAUGGGUCAUCCCAGCAGGCUUACUCAGUUGAUUCUGGCGCACCACCGGCUUCAGUAAAGGACAUCUGAAGAAGAUGAGCAAUCUUUCUUUGUUGCCCCCAUUUUUAUCAUAUGCAUAGUCUAGUGCAUAAAUUGUUUUUUAAUUCUUGGUGCAUCCUCUUCAAACUCAUGUAUCUUCUUCUUCAUUUUUUUAACUUUUUCUUUUCCCUCGCCGUUGGUUACUUCCGAUGUGUAUAGGCUAGGGGAAUUCGAAUACUUUUAUUUUUCUUGGCUGUGUGAAAGUGUGAAUAAUUUUCCAUUUGGUUACAUCUUGCUCUGUAUGUUACGACCUUUCCUUGUUUACCUCUGUUCUUAAUGCAGUUUCAAUGCAUUGAUUUGAAA